CGUCACGUUCUUUAGUUCAGCUCCCGCAGUCUAGCUAGUUAGCCAGCAGAGACAACAGCCAGACUCGUCCGAAAAACUGCAAAAAAAUGUUUCUGCUCCUACUUUUGGGGUUGUCGCUCGUUAUCGCAGCGCGAACAUGCGAGGCGGCGGCGCUUGGAGUGUCUGGGCCCGAGAGAGAAGCCGGGGUGGCGCCGGAGGACCUGGCCGUGAUACAGGAACUGGAAGAACUGAACGAGAAGAUACGUAUGGCUGCGAAAUCCUCCAACAAACACCAGUCACAAGCGAGGGUCGUGCCGCCUGAGAGUGUGCAGGAAAAAGAACAAUUUGACAGGGAGGAUUAUGAAGUAUUCAACAACGCUACUGAAACCCCCCCAGUGGAAACAACUGCCUCAUCGUCAUCCGUGAAAGUGGAUGAGUCAGCAACAGCUGAUAACGAGUUGACGUCACCAUCACUGACGUCACCGCCACCUGGGACUACAUCAGCAGACUCUACCUUGUUGCAGGCCAUUUCGACUGUACUGUCAACCGUCAUGUCAAAUACGACGUCUGUUCCGGCGUCGUCAAGUAUCGCUGAGCCAUCGACGUCCAAUUCAACAUUUGUACCACCGGUGUCAAAUACGUCUACAGUGCCCACACAGCCCGAGCUUGGGAAUGAAAUCGGCAACGCCCCGCCAUCCACAGGACAAGACAAUCAAAACAACAUCAUAAAUCCUGUUCUACCUGAAGAACACAAUCGACCCAGCUUACCAAUCGGGCAGUUUAAGGCAUAUUUUAGCAAUGUCGUUGCCCCAGAAGUUGAGGACCACCUACACUCGUUCCAGCCGCAGCAGGACCCCCCUCAUCUCCAGUCGACAUACGUACCUGAGCAGCCAUCAGGAGGGGACUUCCUGUGUCCUGACCGGUACUACAGGCUCGGCCGAACUUGUUUCCGACCUUCAGAACAGCGACUGAGCUUUUUCGGAGCGACCCAGGACUGUCGGGCUGAGAACGGUGAUCUCGCUGUCAUAAAGGACCCUCCGACCCACCGCUUCUUGAUCGAGCUGAUCCAGACAUACAACCCAAGCGCCGAGGAGCACUGGAUCGGGCUGUCCGACUUGCUGAGGGAGAGGACCUUCGUGUGGUCGGACGGGAUCCCGUUGGAAGGUACCACUUUUUGGGCCCACGGGCAGCCCAACAACCUUGGUGGCGACCAACACUGUGUGUACAUGUGCUCAUUGUACGACUACGAGUGGGUGGACAGGAACUGUUCCGAUCAAUUGUACUAUAUCUGCGAACAGCCUGCCAUCAACUCCUUGGAUCAGAUUCUAUACUCACACUUGUACAACAUCGGUAUCGGCGCAGUUGGGGAAUCCCCAGAUGUGGUACAACCCACCCCUGCAGACUGAGAGUAAAACGAACCCUCCCUCCAUGACGUGGACAGUCUGCUCGAACCGCCGGACCUACGAACUCAAAGGAGCGAUCGUCAGAAUGGGUGCUAAAAGAUUCUGUUUGAGAACCACAAAUCGCGGCAAUACUAUCGUAACCUGCACCUUUCUGGUUACAAACGUUACCAAUCUAAAAUAUAUUUUGUCAUCGUCUCUAAACUGGAGUUCUCUAUUUUGUCGUUACGAUGGCUGAAAUAAUAAAAUAUAUAUUGCGUGCAUCAAUC
Branchiostoma floridae (Florida lancelet) is the source of this 1648-nucleotide messenger RNA. RefSeq names its product brevican core protein-like. The coding region runs from base 87 to 1385 and encodes 432 amino acids. The transcript has 8 exons. NCBI's taxonomy places the organism in Eukaryota, Metazoa, Chordata, Leptocardii, Amphioxiformes, Branchiostomatidae. The record is from RefSeq and is a predicted model, not a curated record.